This is a messenger RNA of Lizanozyma spartinae, 3018 nucleotides long. RefSeq names its product linker nucleoporin. Gene Ontology annotation, cellular component: nuclear pore. Lineage: Eukaryota; Fungi; Ascomycota; Pichiomycetes; Serinales; Debaryomycetaceae. The record is from RefSeq and is a predicted model, not a curated record. Gene Ontology annotation, biological process: protein import into nucleus; poly(A)+ mRNA export from nucleus. The coding region runs from base 1 to 3018 and encodes 1005 amino acids. The transcript has a single exon. Gene Ontology annotation, molecular function: structural constituent of nuclear pore.
AUGUUUGGGAAGCUUUCUACACCUUCUUCUACUGUUGGUGCUGCAGGAGGGCAAACAUCCGCCAGUAAUCUGUUAUUUUCCCUGAGUCCAACUCAACAACAAUCAAACACAACUGUCCAUGGACCAGGCAUAGCUGCUUCUUUAGGAGCAGUCAAUAAUUCUAGUAAUGCCAGACCAUCGUCAUUAAUUCCAACGACAAACUCGGGGACGGCCCUGUCAUUUUCCAAGUCUUCGCUUGACGACAAUGCUCCCGGCACAAAGACAUCCAGACUCUUGAAGGACUUGAUCCAAUCAGCCACCAACUUACCCAAAUCACAAGACACAAAAUUAGGAGUUCUUAAUUUACCAUUGAGUGAAUUACAAAGAAUACUGAAUACUCUUAUUCAAAACAAGAAUGCUCCAAUCAAAGACUUUACACGUGCUCAUUAUUUCCUUGCCUCUAAUGGUAUAAGUACGGAAGACAUUGAGUCUGAAUUGGCCGAGUUACCUCAAAAAUAUACUACUGACGCCGGAUCUUUGGUGUUGGAAAAGUCGGCAGGUGAGGCUUCUACUACCAUUGCAACUGGUGGAUCUUUGGAAUCAUAUUUAGGUUCAAGAAAAGAUGAAAAUAUCUUAAAUUCAAUUGAACAAUCCCUACAGACAGCUAACAAUGAUUUUGAUGCAUUUAUUAAUUCCAAUAUCUCCAUCGAUUGGAAGGUUAGAAAGGAUAAGUUAAGGCUGUCAAUUGGCUUGAAGAGUAAUUCUCCAGCAGCUCCCACUUCAGCAUCUGCUCCUUCAAGUGCCAUCUCAUUUCCAUCUAGUUCAAAAUAUGGUACUUCUACCACUGAAAAUAACUCUGUUACUUGGAAUAAACCAAGUAUUGACGGUACAGUUACUCUUUUGGAUCAAAACUAUAAGUCUGCUGUUAAAAACAUUAGUCGAGAGAAAUUUGAAAGCCAUGCCAGAAUUGUAUACCAAAUGAAUGAAGCAAGAUUGAAAAAUGAAUUUUUCCCUUUAUGUCUUAGCUUUGAAGAGAUCAAUAAAUUGGCUAGCGAUCUCAAAUCCAAACAAAUGAUAGAUGUUUGGAAAUAUUUAAUUGAAUUAUCAAAUGAAAAGUUUUCUAAAAUCAGCAUUGAGAAUAAGUUUCAUGAUGACCCUAAACUUAACUCCACUAUUGUUAAACAUGGUAAGAAAUUCUUGGAACAACAGUUUUUCAAUUAUGUUGAUGAAGUAUAUCUCAGAGAUGAUUCCAAACCAGACAACUUUUCACCUGCCACCAAUGUAAAUAAGGUUUCAUUUUUCAUUCAUAAGAUUGUGCUUAAAAAUAAUCCCCAAAUAUCAAGAAAAACUUUAACAGCAAAUGGGAUCCCCGUCUGGGCUAUAGUUUUCUAUUUAUUCAGAUGUGGUCUUUAUCAAGACGCAUUACAUUUUGUUGAUACUAAUCGUCAAUUAUUCAACAUGCUUGAUACCAAUUUCCCAACUUAUUUGAUGAAGUUUGUUGAUGUUGAAAAUGGACAACUGACUGCUAACUUGCCAUUAAAUUUGACUGAAAGGUUGCAUCAAGAUUUCAAUACACAAUUCUCAAUGUUGAAUGAAAAUGAUGAAAGAUUUGACCCUUACAAAUAUUCCUUAUACAAAAUUAUUGGUAAGUGUGAUUUAUCCAAGAAAUAUUUACCACAAGCUAUCAACUUAAGUAUAGAAGAUUGGGUUUGGUUCCACUUAUCCAUUAUAAAUGAGGAUAAUGUUAGAGAAUCUGGGUUAAUAUUUGAUAAUUAUUAUUUGGUUGAUUUUCAACAAAAGGUACUUUCCCUUGGACCCAAAGUGUUCAAUACUUCUUCAAAUAAUCCAUUAUAUUUGAAGACCUUAAUCUUGAGUGGGUUAUUCGAAGUUGCUGUCAAUUAUACCUAUGAGAAUAUUAAUGACUAUUCUGCAACGCAUUUGGCAAUUGCCCUUAAAUAUUAUGGUUUGUUGAAGGUUGCUCCAUCCAACAAUAAGAAUGAGAUCUUGGUAUCAUUAUUCCGUCAAGCUCAACCUUCAUAUUACAUUGAUUUUGCCAAGUUAUUAGAGUUAUAUACCAGAUCAUUCAAGAUCAGUGAUCCCAAAGUUGCUGCCGAAUAUUUACUAUUAAUUGCCAUGACCACCACCAAUGAACAAGAACUUAACAAGUGUUAUGAGUUCUUGAGACAAUUGAUUUUAGUCACUAGAGAGUUUUCCAUGCUUUUAGGUGAGUUAAAUGAGUUCAAUGGAGAAAAGAUUCCUGGAUUAUUGGAGCAGCAACGUCUGCUUAUCAAAUUAGAAAAUUUGCAUGAUUUCAACCUCAAGAUUACUGAAAUAUGUGCUAUUAGAUGUGAAGAAGAGGGCAGAAUCUUUGAUGCGUUGAUCUUGUAUCAAUCAUGUGAAGAAUAUAAUACUGUUGUUGGAUUAAUCAACAAAUUAUUGAGUGAAUUGAUAUCCACCACAGACUUGAACAAGCCAUUGGUCAAACAAGGAAACUAUUCUUCUGGUAAUGACAAUGAAUCAGAUAACAAUAACCAAGAUACUAUUCAGAAUAACAUUGUUUUAUUAUCACAACAUAUAAUAAAGGUGUUUAUGAAUAGCAGUCAUAUUCUUGAGAAGGUCACGUCUGAAGUCAAGCAAACUAAUCAAAUCUUGUUACCCAUUGUGGAAAUUAGACAGACCUUCAUUUUGAAAGAUUGGAGAAAGGUCAUUGAGGAAAUUGGCAAGUUAGGGCUAUUGCCCUUAAAUCCACAAGCCACUUUUAACGACAUUAGAGAGUUGACUGAUUUGAUUGAAAUCAAUAAGCUUGAUUCUAAUUUGAUCAAGGUGAUUCCUUCCCUUCUCAUUAUGGUGUUAACCCUGAUCUCUCAAUUGAAUUAUAAUGUCUUACAACAAGCGUACCAACCAUUAAGUAAGGAAAGGGAAGAGGUUAAUACCUUCAAAACCAUUGCAAGGAAUUGCAUGGUAUAUGCUGGAAUGGUUCAGUAUAAGAUGCCAAGAGAGACAUACAGUCUAUUGAUAAACUUGGAGUCUCUGUUAUAG